CAGGCAUACUAGUCUGAAUGUCCAACUUCCCUUUACUUUUCAGAUAAAAUGACUCCUUUACAGUUAUUACUGAGGAGCUGCCACAGGAGAAUAGAAGUGGGCAGUAGUGGAUUCCCUCUAAGGUAUAAACAAAUCUCCAGUCUAUUUAAAGGUACAGCCAUCCAGUCAGUCCAUACUUCUUCCAGAUGUAACUUUAAGGAGGACCACAAGACUACAUCUCUAGCUCUCUUGGAAAAUGUCAAACAGGUGCGACACUCGCCCACACCGGCAUUAAUUUUGGGCUUCUCUGGCCUGAUUCCAUUUAUUGCAGCGCCAGUCUUUAUGAUGAACUGUGGCGUAUACAUGCCAGAUGUAGUGCAAGCCCAACUGUACUACGGAGCCUCCAUCCUGUCGUUUCUUGGUGGUGUUCGGUGGGGUCUGACACUCCCUGUUGGUACAACUCAGCCUCCAAAUUGGUCAAAUUUGGUGUAUGGUGUGUCUCCAUCACUCAUUGCAUGGCUAGGAUUAUUGGCCCCACAGCCGGUAGGUUUGUUGACUGUUAUAGGUGGCCUUGGCAUAGCUGGAUAUAUGGAUAUUGCUAUGUGGGGAUAUCCAGGAUGGUUUAAGGGAAUGAGAUUUUGCCUUACGUUUGUAGCCGUCUUAUCUCUCUGGACAAGCUUUAUGCUACAGUUUGUAGCAAGUGAAGACAAAGGUGAAGCUGUUGAUGGUUAGUAAUCCUACAUUUGGAAUUUUUGUAAAUACUUUGUAAAAAUGGCUAGACUUAGUAUUUUGAAACUAAUAAUUUACGUUAUUGUAGUUGAAGUGUUUUCAUAUGUUUUGUUAUUGAUCAAUACAAUUGAAGAUAAAAUUAUCACAGAAUAAAGUAAUUCAAAAAUAACUUUUUCCAUAUAUAAAGAUCAGGAUAUUAAUUAGAAUGGUUUGGUGUAAAGGCAAAAAAUUUUUCAGCAUGUCAUUAUUGAAAACUGUAUUGAAAGCAUUUGAGGUUUAAUAAAGAAUCAAAUUACCAA
This is a messenger RNA of Macrobrachium nipponense, 1007 nucleotides long. Its product is annotated as transmembrane protein 69-like. The transcript is spliced from 3 exons. The coding region runs from base 49 to 711 and encodes 220 amino acids. The record is from RefSeq and is a predicted model, not a curated record. NCBI's taxonomy places the organism in Eukaryota, Metazoa, Arthropoda, Malacostraca, Decapoda, Palaemonidae.